This is a messenger RNA of Aricia agestis (brown argus), 850 nucleotides long. RefSeq names its product mitochondrial import inner membrane translocase subunit TIM16 (gene blp). The record is from RefSeq and is a predicted model, not a curated record. The transcript has 2 exons. NCBI's taxonomy places the organism in Eukaryota, Metazoa, Arthropoda, Insecta, Lepidoptera, Lycaenidae. Bases 41 to 424 code for a protein of 127 amino acids. Gene Ontology annotation, biological process: protein import into mitochondrial matrix. Gene Ontology annotation, cellular component: TIM23 mitochondrial import inner membrane translocase complex.
CAUAUUAGAAUUUAAUCUGUAGAAUGAUCAAGUUAUAAACAUGGCAAAGUAUAUAGCUCAAAUAAUUGUUUUGGGAGCCCAAGUGGUCGGGCGGGCUUUUACGAGGGCAUUGAAGCAGGAGUUCGCUGCGUCGCAGGAGGCUGCUAAAAGAGCUGGUGGAGGCCAGGAAGGUGCUAAGCGAGCGGCGGCAAACGCGGCAACUGGACUUACGUUGGAGGAAGCUAUGCAAAUUUUAAAUAUAGAAAAAUUAGACCCAGAAAAAGUUAGCAAAAAUUAUGAACAUCUUUUCACAGCCAAUGAUAAGGCCAAAGGUGGAUCAUUUUAUCUACAGUCAAAAAUAGUGAGAGCAAAAGAAAGAAUAGAUACCGAAAUAAAAGACAAAAUACCUAAAGAAGAUCAAAAGAAACCCAAAGAUGAAACAUGAUUUGUUUUUUUUUUUGUAUGAAACCUAGUAGUGAAACAAAGUCAUCAUAGAAAAUAUUAUAUUACGUAAAAAUUGGACACAAUAGUGACUAGUGUACAUCAGUCUUUAAAAUAUAAAACAUUGAUUAUGUAAAGUUACAUAUAAAAGCAGUUACACAUUUCUAGAUCUAUUUUUUAGCUUGAUAUGAAGAUCAAUUACAUUUAUAUCUAACUUGAAAAAUUGCGAUACACAUUAUAAUCUUGUGUUAGUGGCUAUUUUUAUUAAUAUUCAUAAAACACUUGUUAUUGUUGGCAAUAAAAUAUUUUGUGCAUACUUAGGCCUAUUCAUUUUGAGUUGUUGUGUUACUUAGAAAUCAUAAGUCUACUAUAAGAAUGUAGAAAAUCAUUUUAGACAUAAUAGAUAUUAUAUUUAAAUAUUUAAAGCAAA